This is a messenger RNA of Pantherophis guttatus, 1902 nucleotides long. It is a transcript of the gene P2RY11, whose product is annotated as purinergic receptor P2Y11. Gene Ontology annotation, cellular component: plasma membrane. Lineage: Eukaryota; Metazoa; Chordata; Lepidosauria; Squamata; Colubridae. Gene Ontology annotation, molecular function: G protein-coupled ATP receptor activity; neurotransmitter receptor activity. The record is from RefSeq and is a predicted model, not a curated record. Gene Ontology annotation, biological process: calcium-mediated signaling; G protein-coupled receptor signaling pathway; neuronal signal transduction.
UUUCAGAAUCUACAUGGCAAUACACUAACACAUUUUGAACUCAGACUUCACAACUUCUUUGCAGUAGGGGAAAAUACAACGGACUCCCUUCUACGUGGAAUUGACUGGAAGCUGAAUUAGUCAACAGGUAGUCUUGGAAACCUCUCAUCUCAUUCAUCCUGCUUUGUCCAGGAUGAAGACUGGGACAGAAGACCUGGACCACUUCCAAGAAAAACUGUGGGUCAUCAUAGGUCUGCAGUUCGUUUUCGCCGUUUUGGGGAAUGGCUUUACAAUCUACCACUUUGUGGCUUGGGAACGCACCUGGCAUCCUGGCAUCAUCUACUCCUUCAAUCUGGCACUCUGUGACCUGUUCUAUGCCAUCUCCUUGUUGCCCUUGGCUGCUUACUACUUCCCCCCCAAGGACUGGAAGUACGGCUCCCCUUUGUGCAAAUUGGAUCGUUUUGUCUUUUUUGUCAACUUGUACGGCAGCACCUUUUUCAUUGCAUGCAUCAGUCUGAACCGCUACGUUGCCAUCGUCCAUCCCUUCUUUGCCCAUGAGCGCAUCGAACCCUUCCAUGCCAAAGUUGCCAGUGGAGUGAUAUGGUUGUUCGCGAUAGCCAUCUCGUCCCCUGUCCUUCAUUUCUCCAACAUAGAAUCUAAAGGCAAUGCAACAGUUUGCCUAGGAAGUGCUUCUAUGUCAGAAUUGCCUGCUUAUUGGCCUUACAGCUUGUUCCUCCUAACGGUGGGCUGUGGACUGCCUUUUCUGCUGACUCUCUUUUCUUGUGUGGCCAUUGUUUGCGCUGUUAGACGCAGCCAUGGUACCACCAGGGAGGAAAAGUGUAAAGUGAAGAUACUGAUUUCUACAGUUGUGCUCCUUUAUGCCCUCUUUUACUUGCCUUUUCAUGUCUUCCGCAACGUGAAUAUUUAUUACCGUGGGACGGGCAACAUGACCAUUUACAUCACCUACCAAAUAACUAGGAUCCUAGUUAACUUUCAUGUUUGCAUCCACCCAUUCAUCUAUGCAGCUCUAGCUAAGAACAUGCCCAAAUGUUGCUGUAAAGGAUUACAGCGACAGAAAAAGCUGCAAGAAAAAGAGAAGAAUGUGGAAUUGCAACUAGCCCCCUCCUAUGGCCACUGAAACCAAUGAUGAAAAUACAUUUGUCUACUAGUUAGUUUUGCUAUUUACUGACAAUCUGCCCACUGCAAUAUAUUUUCUGCUAAAGGUAAAGGUUUCCCUGUCAGUCAUGUUAGCUCUAGGGCACUGUCAUCUCCAUUUCUUGGCUGAAGGAGCUACUAUUAUCUGAAGACAAUUUCUAUGGUCAUGUGGCUAGCAUGACUAUACGCUGAGGUGCACGGAACAUUGUUACCUUCCCACCAAAGUGAUACCUAUUUAUCUAUUCACAUUUGCAUGCUUUCAAACUGGUAGAUGGGCAGGAGCUGGGCAAGUAAUGGGAGCCCAUCCCAUUGCACAUAGCUCGGGUCUUGAACUCAGGAGCUGACAAGCUCAGCAUCUUUAACUGCUGAGCCAUCAUGCCACCUGCUAUUUUCUACUACUUUCCCAUUAUUUAAAGGAACCAGACAAGGAUGUUCACUUUCACUCCUGCUUUUUGAUAUUUAUGUGGAACCCCUGGCUUGUGCUGUUGGACUAAAUGGAGUAGCACAUAGUUGAACAUAAGCUGGUUUCUUUAACAUUAUAACAUAGUGCAAAUUUCAAUCCUUUCAGCCACAUAUUUUCCCACUCUUCCAUCUGUAUAUUAUAACCAUAUUUUAAUUCCACUUUUUCAUACAUUCAUUUGUUACGUUCCAAAUGUCAGUAAAUGUUUAUAUAUUUUAACAAGCACAUGUUCAUUAUUUGUACACAAUUCCAUUUCACACAAUAUUCAAUCAUUAUGUUAUUUUAAAUGUUUAUGAUAAAACUAUUUA